AUGCAAAAGAACUCUGUGCAUCCCAACUCUCGGCACGCAUUCCAACGCUCUCGUAUUGCUCUGCGCCAGCGCCGUCUCAACGAGGCGCAAGGCGUGCGCAACCGUGUGCGUUCGGCCAAGGUCGACCGCAUCAUGACCUUUGUCCUGCUCUUGUCGGAUGAAAAAACUCACCUCCCUGAUCUAUAUGCAUUGCACGACUUUAUCAAUACCUUUUACCUCGGCCGCCACGACGACGAGCUGGCAGCAUUGCAGGCCGAACAGCGCCCGGGACGUCCCAAGUCCAAGCAACUCUUGGAGCUCGAAGAGAGGAUUGAAAAAGAGAAGCGCGAGUACCGUGAAGGCAUGGAAGUUCCGGACCUCUGCAACGAUAUCAAUGUGUCUAUUCUGCGCGAGUGGCAGGGCGAUCCCCAGGCGAUGCACUUGUUCCGGAUCGGUAUGUACUCUUUCUAA
Molecule: messenger RNA, 450 nt
Organism: Malassezia japonica
Lineage: Eukaryota; Fungi; Basidiomycota; Malasseziomycetes; Malasseziales; Malasseziaceae
Gene: TMA16
Product: translation machinery-associated protein 16
Exons: 3
Coding region: 1-450 (149 amino acids)
Cellular component (GO): nucleus
Source: RefSeq, a predicted model, not a curated record